Helianthus annuus (common sunflower) is the source of this 1647-nucleotide messenger RNA. RefSeq lists its product as uncharacterized. NCBI's taxonomy places the organism in Eukaryota, Viridiplantae, Streptophyta, Magnoliopsida, Asterales, Asteraceae. The transcript has a single exon. Bases 1 to 1647 code for a protein of 548 amino acids. The record is from RefSeq and is a predicted model, not a curated record.
AUGCGAGAGUACUACUGUUACAAGUUCCAGAUUCGAUCUACCGAUAAUGUGCUUUUGUUCGGUGGUAGGCUGCUACAGCAGUUUGUGGUUGAUGUUUACAUCAAAAUUGAGACGUCACGCUUAGAAUUUUGUGAGAGAAACCAGGCUAAGAUUCGGGCCGAAUUGUACCAAGGUAUUGUGGAUUGCGUCAAUACUGGUGAGGUUCAUGCAAACAGAGUCGGGAAAAGAAUUGUGUUGCCUGCAUCUUUCAUCGGGGGGCCUCGCGACAUGCGACGUCGGUUUCUAGACGCGAUGACGUUAGUUCAAGAUGACGGCAAGCCUGAUGUAUUCCUUACAAUGACAUGCAAUCCUAAGUGGCCUGAGAUAUGUGAUAACUUACAUGUUGGUCAAACUGCUACAGAUCGUCCAGACCUUGUUUCAAGAGUGUUCCGGGCUAAAUUAGAAGAUCUUAAGGAUCAACUCUUCAAGAAACAUGUCCUCGGGGAAGUUAAGGCAUACGUCUAUGUCAUUGAAUUUCAAAAGCGGGGUUUGCCGCAUGCACAUUUUCUCCUAAUCAUGUACCCGCAACACAAGAUCAAUAACGCGGACCAUUAUGAUAAGGCUGUGUGUGCUGAAAUUCCUAACAAACUAACACAUCCCAGAUUGCAUGAGAUGGUUGUCAAGCACAUGAUUCACGGUCCUUGCGGCAAUUUACGAUCAAGCAGUCCUUGUAUGCAGGGUGAUCCUAAAAUUUGUCGUUUUCACUAUCCUAGACAAUUUAACGAACAGACGACACAAGGAGAAGAUUCGUAUCCGUUGUAUCGAAGGAGAGACACCGGGAUAGAAGUGGACCUACGAGGACAAACACUUGAUAAUAGAUGGGUGGUCCCAUAUAACCCAAGGCUUUUGAUGAUGUUUAACUGCCACAUGAAUGUUGAAGUUUGCUCAAGUAUAAAAUCUGUGAAAUAUCUUUUCAAAUAUGUUUAUAAAGGACAUGACAAACAGGUUAUUCAAGUCGAUCAAAGUGAGCCAGGGGUUGUUAUUAAUGAGAUAAAAAGAUUUCAAGAUGCACGCUACAUAUCGCCCCCAGAAGCUAUGUGGCGCAUUUUUUCCUUCUCUCUUUCUCAAAUCUUUCCUGCUGUUCUAGCCUUACAACUUCAUCUCCCAAAUAAUCAGAUGGUUAGAUUUAGAGAUGAUGACUUGAUGCCUAAUAUUGUUGAUAGGGAAAGGGAUAAGAGAACCAUGCUAACAGCAUUUUUUGAGAUAAAUAGAAACGAUGAAACAGCAAGGGUACAUUUGUAUAAAGAUUUUCCAAAACACUUUACGUGGAAUGGAAGCACACGCCGUUGGAGUCGUCGUUUCGGUAAAAAACAAAGAGGUCGUAUCGUUUCCGCUAAUCCAACCGAAGGAGAAAGGUACUACUUACGCCUACUUUUGUCAAAUGUCAGAGGGCCUACUUCUUUUGAACAUCUUUGCACAGUUAAUGGUCAACAGUGUGCGACAUUUCGGAAAGCAGCUCUUGAGUUAGGCUUAAUAGAAGACGAUGAAUAUCUAUCACAAUGUCUCGAAGAAGCCUCUACGUUUCAGUUUCCCAAUGCUCUUAGAAGGUUAUUUGCGACCAUAAUGAUUUUUUUGCCAACCUGGAGAUAUUCGAAAGUUAUGGAAUGA